AUGAAGGUUCUCAGUCUCAACUUCCUGACCUGCGCCGUGAAGGCCUGCAAGUCAUCAUCCGACUCGUAUCCUUUACACCCUCAGGACGCAGAGCUUGUGCAGGAUGAGAUCGAGCUCAACCCAGAUAUGCUUAUCAACGUGCUGCCACGCCUGGACUGGACAGCCCUCCGCACGACAUCAUCAGAGCUGGGCUUUCCUGCGCUGCCUGAGCAAGCCCCUACACCGGAAGAGCUGCAAGCUGAUGAGAAGACGAUGCGGGAUCUGCACCACUUGUUACUGGAGACUCAGAUAUCCGAGGGAAAGCUGGUCUGUGCCAACUGCGGGCAUCAAUAUGCUGUGAAGGAAGGCAUUGCAAAUUUCUUGCUGCCAAGCCACCUGGUGUAA
Messenger RNA from Trichoderma gamsii, 384 nucleotides. Its product is annotated as protein trm-112. Gene Ontology annotation, molecular function: protein heterodimerization activity. Bases 1 to 384 code for a protein of 127 amino acids. Lineage: Eukaryota; Fungi; Ascomycota; Sordariomycetes; Hypocreales; Hypocreaceae. Gene Ontology annotation, biological process: tRNA methylation; rRNA (guanine-N7)-methylation; peptidyl-glutamine methylation. The record is from RefSeq and is a predicted model, not a curated record. The transcript is spliced from 2 exons.